Saprolegnia diclina VS20 is the source of this 623-nucleotide messenger RNA. RefSeq lists its product as hypothetical. The record is from RefSeq and is a predicted model, not a curated record. The transcript has a single exon. Bases 19 to 573 code for a protein of 184 amino acids. Lineage: Eukaryota; Oomycota; Saprolegniomycetes; Saprolegniales; Saprolegniaceae.
CUGCCGCCUCGCACUGAGAUGCCGAUCAAGCCGACAACAGACGCGCCGACCGAUAUGGCGCCGUACGUGGUUGUGAUCCCGUCGCCCAACGCCGUCGGCGUGCACGCGAUGACGGCCCUCACGACAGGCCACUGGUCCACUGGCAUCUGCGAUUGCUACAAAAGCCUCAUUCCGAACGCGUGCAUGGCCUGGUGGUGCCCGUGCGUGAGCUUGGCGCAGACGACAACCCGCAUCGGUCUCUCGUCCUCAUACCGCGCGACGGUGCUUGUGUUUGCGGUUUUGUAUCUCCUUGCGACGGGCCCGAUCUUCCUGCCUGUGUACUGGGACCGCUGGUCGCACUGGGACAAUGGCUGCCUCAUCUUUAGCCUCAUUGUUGUGCUCGUGCUCAUGAUCCUCCGCGGCCGCGUGCGCAUCAUGCUCCGUAUCCCGGGCAACGUCUUGGAGGACUGUUGCUGCGCCAUCUUUUGCCACUGCUGUACGCUUGCCCAGCUGGCGACACAGGUCGAUGCGUACGACGCCAACACGUGCCAUUUCAGCGCCAAAGAUACCCUGCCCGCCUUUGCGCUCGCAUAGUCGUGCCAUUAUUUAAACCUCCAACUAAUUUGUACACUUUACUGUCAAUA